Adineta steineri is the source of this 549-nucleotide messenger RNA. The record is from the annotation of a GenBank genome assembly. NCBI's taxonomy places the organism in Eukaryota, Metazoa, Rotifera, Eurotatoria, Adinetida, Adinetidae.
AUGUUAACAAAUAAAUGGUUUAUUAUAUUAUUACAAUUGGUUAUACUCGUAUUUAAUAAUAAAAUUAAUGGUCAAACAUUAUCAACUGUAUCAUGCCAAACUGUUUUAAAUGAUUCUUUUGUCUAUUUAACUGCAUCACAUCCUACUACAGUUCGUUAUUUAACUAUUCAAGCAACAUUUAUAUUAGAAAAUAGAUAUGUUGCAUAUUAUAUUGGAUCUCUUACGUACGCUUCAUCAAUUGAUUCUUUAAAUGGUACAGUAACUGUAUCAUUUAGUGGUCGAACAUGGAUUCCAUCAUGUGGUAGUGGUAGUGGUUUAAUAUUUUGUCCAUCUCAAAAUUUCAAUUAUAAAAAUACUGAUAUACAAACAAUUUCAAUUAAUAGAUCAGGUUCUAUUCAAUACAUAUUAAAUAGUUGGGGUAAUGGAAAAUCAACCGAUCAAUUACAAUGUUAUGGUGUAAAUCAACCACUUUAUACAGCACCAACAUUACAAACAGCAUCUAUGUUUAUCAUGACAUUACAAAAACAAGAAUACACUAUACCAAAAUAA